This is a messenger RNA of Saccostrea cuccullata (small rock oyster), 739 nucleotides long. RefSeq lists its product as uncharacterized. NCBI's taxonomy places the organism in Eukaryota, Metazoa, Mollusca, Bivalvia, Ostreida, Ostreidae. Gene Ontology annotation, molecular function: protein binding. The annotation marks the transcript as partial. The transcript has 3 exons. The record is from RefSeq and is a predicted model, not a curated record.
AACAUUCCUCAGAGUAUGUGGUUUUUGUCAGUGGCCCUCCACAACAGACCAAAGUAUCUCCUACAACUCAUACUACAGGAUUUAGAUAGAGAGAAGUUAGGAAACAUCAGAAGGCCAGGAGAAACUUUGCUCAAGACCUACUUGAAUACGUACAACUUCACUGAAUUUCAUUUAGAUAGUAUUUUUAAGUAUGGUGAAGACAACACUUUGCCAAAAGAGAUUUUCAAGUGCCCCAAUGUGAAACUGUUGUCCCUCAAAUACAACUGCCUGGAUAAAAUCCCUGUUGACAUUGGCAGAAUGAAGAAUCUGAGAUUUCUGGCCUUAACGAACAACAAAUUACAAGUGCAAUCAAUCCCCUACUCUCUGACUUUCUGUCGUAAACUGAAAACUCUCAUGUUGGACAAUAACCUACUAGAUGCAUUGCCAGGUUUCUUGUUGAAAAUGCCAGCCAUACGGACUGUCCAUCGUCAUGGCAACCACAAUUAUUUUAAGUCAACGUUCAUGUGGUACCACACGGAUGUGGGGUACCGCAUCAUCCCCUCUGAAGGUGCUCACCGUGACUCGGAUAGAAAUCCCAAAUCCCUCCAAUUCUGGGCGGCAAAAACUGUGAUUGGAAUGAAGAUGGAUUUUUUCGAGGAUCCCAGCAUUUCUGUGAUAUUACAAGAUUACCUGUCAGAAAUCUAUCACCAGUUCAAAGUGUGCCAUUAUUGUAAUGGUGCCUCCUUUCAUUAUCAACCAG